Molecule: messenger RNA, 3899 nt
Organism: Scomber japonicus (chub mackerel)
Lineage: Eukaryota; Metazoa; Chordata; Actinopteri; Scombriformes; Scombridae
Product: GTPase IMAP family member 8-like
Exons: 7
Coding region: 59-3646 (1195 amino acids)
Molecular function (GO): GTP binding
Source: RefSeq, a predicted model, not a curated record
CACAGAUGAUGUACCAUCCAGGGAGCGCAGAAGCCGCUUUGGACUUCUGGCACCUUCAAUGUCUGAGCUGAGGGUUGUUCUGCUGGGGAACAGCUGGUCUGAGAGGAGUUCAGUGGGGAACUUCAUACUGGGAGGGACUGUGUUCAACACUGAGGAAGAACCAGAUCGCUGUCAGGGAGUCAGUGGACGGAUUCAGGAGAAAGAAAUAGUUCUCAUCAACACCCCAGAUCUGCUGAAUCCAAACAUCUCACAACACAAACUAUCAGAACAUGUAGAAACCUGUGUGAGACUCUCUGAUCCUGGACCUCAUGUGUUCCUGCUGGUUCUACAGCCUGAAGAUUUCACUGAGCAACACAAGAAGAGAAUACAAUCAGUCCUUGAACUCUUCACUGAUCAAUCAUUUGAUCAUUCAGUGAUUCUGAUAUCAACACAAAGAGAGGAGAGUUCAGGUUUGAUGGAGAAAUAUGAGGAACAUCCACAGUUAGGAGACAUGAUCCGAAAAUGUAGAUCCAAGUUAUUUUGGCAGAACAACCUUGAACGUCCAGAGCUGUUAGGGAUCAUGGAUCUAAUUGUGAAUGAAAACAAUGGAGAUCAUUUGAUAUGUGAAGUAUUUGAGGAAGCAGCAGCUGUUUUACCAAGUAAACAUGGACGCCUGAAACAAGAGUUCAGAGUCAAUUUGGAUCCUGUUAGAGCUGCUGGGUUGAAAUAUCUCUUGGAUCCAGCAAGAAACACCUUCAGCUGGUUCAGGCCUCAGACAUCACACACUCCAUCACCACCUGAAUGUACAGACAGCCAGUUCUCUACUCUGAGGAUUGUGCUGUUGGGGAAAAGUGAAGACAAAAAGAUAAAACUUGGUAACUUCAUUAUUGGGAAAGAAGAAUUUCAUUACCAAAAAAAUUCCUCCUGUGUGGCCGCCUGUGGAGAGUGGAGAGGAAAAUUAUUGACUGUAGUAAAAACUUCAGAUAUCUUCAGUCAGUCUGAGCAGACAGUGAGAGAAGAAGUGAAGAGGUUCAUGAAUCUGUGCCUCCCUGGACCAAAUGUUCUGCUGCUGAUAGUGAAACCUUCUGAGUUCAGUGAAAAUGACAAAGAAAGACUGAAGUUCAUCCUGAGUUUGUUUGGUCGAGAUGCUUUUAAACACUCCAUGGUCAUCAUGACACACAAUGAGAAAGAAAGUUUCACUGUGAAUCAGCUGAUUAAAGACUGUGGAGGAAGAUACCACAACAUGUUUGACAACAACCACCGACAGUUAAUGAUGGAGAACAUUGUUCAUCAAAACAGAGAAACCUUCCUCACCUUCACUGGAGAGACCAGAAGACCAAAGUCUUUAAACCUGGUUCUGUGUGGGAGGAGAGGAGCAGAGAAGACUUCAGCAGCCAAGGCCAUUUUAGGUCAGACAGAGCUUCAUUCAGUCUCCAACUCAUCAGUGUGUGUUAAACAUCAGGGAGAGGUGUGUGGACGUUGGGUUUCUCUGGUGGAGCUGCCUGCCUUGUAUGGAAAACCUCAAGAGGCAGUGAUGGAGGAAUCAUUCAGGUGUAUCUCCCUCUGUGAUCCUGAGGGUGUCCAUGCCUUCAUCCUGGUCCUACCUGUGGGUCCCUUCACUGAUGAAGACAAGGGAGAGUUAAAGACCAUCCAGAACACAUUCAGCUCUCGAGUCAAUGACUUCAUCAUGAUUCUGUUCACUGUGGAGUCAGAUCCUACAGCUCCAGCUGUUGUUGACUUUAUAAGAAAGAACAGAGAGAUCCAGGAGCUCUGUCAGAGCUGUGGAGGAAGAUAUGUUGUUCUCAACAUCAAGAACAAGCAGCAGAUCUUUGAGAUGUUGGAUACUGUGGAGAAGAUGAGACAGUCUGAAAAUAAACCAUGUUACUAUACAACAGAGACCUUUGCUCAUGCCCAGAAGGAUAAAGUCAUACAACAACAAGCUGAACUUGAGAGGCUGAAAAAGAAGAAGAUCACUGGGGAUGAUGAGAAACAGAGCUCAGAGUGUCUCAGGAUUGUUCUGAUAGGGAAGACUGGCAGUGGAAAGAGCUCUACAGGAAACUCCAUUCUGGGAAGAGAAGACUUUAAAGCUGAACCAAGUCAAACAUCAGUCACCAAAAAGUGUCAGAAAGCAGAGAGUGAAGUGGACGGUCAUCGUGUUGCUGUGGUCGACACUCCUGGUCUGUUUGACUCCACUUUGUCCCAUGAUGAAGUUAAUGAGGAGUUGGUAAAAUGCAUCAGUCUUCUGGCUCCAGGACCACAUGUCUUCCUGUUGGUGAUACCGAUUGGCAGAUUCACACCAGAAGAGAAGGAGACAUUAAAACUCAUCAAGGAAGCUUUUGGAAAGGAUUCAGAGAAGUUCACCAUCAUUCUUUUCACAGGAGGAGAUGCACUGCAGCAUAGCAAGCAGUCCAUUGAAGAUUACAUAGAUAAGAAAUGUGAUGAUUCCUUUAAGAAGCUGAUUGCUGACUGUGGAGGAAGAUGCCAUGUGUUUAAUAACUAUGAUAAACAAAACCGCACACAAGUCAGUGAACUGAUAAACAAGAUUGACUCCAUGGUGAAGAAAAAUGGCGACAGCUGCUUCACCAAUAAGAUGCUGCAAGAGGCCGAGAUAGCAAUAAAGAAGGAAAUGGAGAAGAUCCUGAAGGAGAAGGAAGAAGAGAUGAAGAGAGAGAGGGAGGAACUUAAAAGAAAACAUGAAGAAGAAAUGGAGGCAACGAAAAUACGAAUAGAAACACAGAGAGCAGAGAUUGAACAGAAAAGAGAACUGAAAGAGAAACAACUUCAAGAAAAGAAGGAAAAGAUUCAGAAAGAACGAGACGAGAGAAAGAAAGAACACGAAAAGAGAGAAGAAGAAGAUAAGAAGAGGAGAGAACAGGAAGAAAUUCAGCAACAGGAGUGGGAACACAAACUUGCAGCUUUGGAGAAAAAGAUAAAAUCAGAAUCAGAAGAAAAAGAAUUCAUCAAUAAAAAGCUGAUGGAGAGCAGAGAAGAGAUGAGAAAAGAACGAGAGGACUGGGAGAAGAAACAAAAAGAAAUGUGGGAGAAACAAAAUCAGGAAGAUGAACAGAGACGAGAGGAGGAGCAGAGAAGAAUAGAAAAGCUCCAAAAUGAAUAUAAGAAGGAAAAAGAAGAAAAUGAAAAGAAAAGAAAAGAAGAAAAUCAAAUCAGAAGAGAACAAGAGGAGAAAGAGAGAAAAGAAUUAGAAGAAAAAUAUAAUAAAGAACUGCAGAAUGUAAAGAAAACAAAUGAAGAUGAAGCCAGAAAGAAAGCUGAAGAGUUCAAUGAAUUCAAAGAGAAACACAUGAAAGAAUUUGAAGCUCAGAAGAAAGAACAUGAGGAAGAACUGAAAGACAAAGAUGAGCAGUAUGAUCUGUUACAGGCACUAAAAGCCAACGAUGAAAACGAGAAGAGAGUAAAACAUCAAAAGGAAAUCAGUGACUUGGUGAAAAAUGUGUCCAAAAAAACCAAAUAUCUGAAAAGAAUCAGCAACUUACUGGAAACACAGGAACAGGAAAUGGAAAAGGAGAAAAAUGAAGGUGAAAAGAAAAAUCUGCAGAAAAAACAUGAAGAACAAAUAAGUGAGUUGAUACAAACUCUUAUGAAUGAAAUUGAUGAAGCCAACAAAGCCGGUUGGUGGACCACUUUUAUGAAUUUCUUUUCAUGGUAAAAAUUUGCCAUGAUAGAAAACUAAACUGUAAUACAUGACCAUAGAAAUUACUUGUUACUGAUUGGCUGCCAGGUCUCAGCAUGAAUAUGAAGAAAACAUAUAAAGACAGAGAAAAAGCUGAAGAGUUCAAUGAAUUCAAAGAAAAACACAUGAAGAAAUUUGAAGCUCAGAAGAAAGAACAUGAGGAACAACUGAAAGACAAAGAUAAAGAGUAUGAUCUGUUAAAGGCACUAAAAGCCAAAUAUGAAAAAGA